Messenger RNA from Zasmidium cellare ATCC 36951, 846 nucleotides. RefSeq lists its product as uncharacterized. The record is from RefSeq and is a predicted model, not a curated record. Gene Ontology annotation, molecular function: oxidoreductase activity, acting on the CH-OH group of donors, NAD or NADP as acceptor. Lineage: Eukaryota; Fungi; Ascomycota; Dothideomycetes; Mycosphaerellales; Mycosphaerellaceae. The coding region runs from base 1 to 846 and encodes 281 amino acids. The transcript has a single exon.
AUGACUUCUAAAUUCCCUAUAUAUCCUGACCUGAAAGGCAAAGUCGCACUGAUCACAGGAAUCGGCCAAGUCGGUAUCCCUGAUUCACCCACCUGGGGCAAUGGAGCAGCAACAGCGAGGUUGCUCGCAGCUAACGGCGUCAAGAUCUUUGGCUGUGACCUAAAGAUCGAAGCAGCCGAGUAUACCAAACAACGACUCCUGAAGGACAAACCCGAAGCCAUCUGCGAUGUAGUAGCCGCCGACAUGACCAACAUCAACGACAUCGAGAAAUUCGUCAAUGGAGCAUUGGACAAGCACGGCCGGAUACACAUCCUAUACAACAACGUCGGGAUGACCGCUCCUGGAGACCCAGGAACUAUCUCCGAAGAACUCUGGCAAAAGCAAUUCGACCUAAACCUCAACAGCGUCUUCCGGUGCUGCCGUCUGGUCCUCCCCAUCAUGGAACGACAAGGCUCCGGCUCGAUCGUCAACAACGCCUCCAUAACAGCCUUACGCUACAUCGGCAAGCCGCAAAUCGCUUACGCCACCGCAAAAGCCGCCGUGAUUCAAUACACCAAAGCGACCGGAUGCAUGUACGCCUCCAAAGGCGUCCGGAUGAACUGCGUUGUUCCUGGAUUGAUGUACACUCCGCUGGUCGAGAAUAUGGAGAGGAGUGAUAGGGAAGAGGAUCGAGAGGUCGCGAGGAAGAUCACCCAGCAUAAUGUUCCUAUGGGCAGGAUGGGCGGUAGUGUCGAUGUGGCGAAUGCGGUGGUAUUUCUCGCGAGUGAUGCGGCGAAGUAUAUUACUAGUCAUCCGCUUGUGGUGGAUGGGGGGAUUACAGAGUCGACGGGGACUGGUGGGGUUUGA